GUGAACGUGUUGCAGGUCAACAGCUGACUCGAUUGUUGACGCAGAAGAGGAUUGAUGUGUCGCGUAUUUCGAGACUUUCGCCUCUCGGCGGUACACUCAGCUUUCUAGUCGACCGCUCCGACCAUUACGAAUGUCGCGAUCCGAAUGUAUCUGAUACGUGUGCUCUGACAUGGUCUCUCUUGGAAGUUACAAGGAGAGCCGGCACUCUCACGUACUCAUGCCAGUACUUCUAAGUGCCUGCGCUAUCCCGAUUUCGAUGUUCUUUUGGAUAGUCAACGUGGUUUACUCGAUACUGUGGCCAAACACCGUCAACUCGAUAGAAGAACAUUCAGUGAUUUCGCCAUGGAGAUGGUUGGCUGCAGUUGUAAUUCCACUUAUAUUCUUAUUUUGGGGUAUACGCAAGAAAAGUCUGGACAUUAGCGGUGGAAUUCUUGGUUUUUUUAUGGGUUUUAUCCUGACACUUUCGAGUUUUGCUCAUUUGAUGGCUCUUAUAACGUUCUUCGUCACUGCAUCAAAGGUGACAAAAUUUCGGUCUGUGCGAAAAAAGAAAAUGGAAGCCGAUUUUAAGGAAGGUGGCCAACGGAAUUGGAUUCAGGUUCUGUGUAAUGGUGGCAUGGCUACGCAAUUAGCCUUAUUAUAUCUAUUGGAUGUUGGGAGCGGAGAACGACCAAUUGACUUCGACAAGGAAUAUCGAAGUUCAUGGUUAUCCAUUGGAAUAAUAGGGGCAUUUGCGUGUUGUAACGGUGAUACAUGGGCCUCUGAGCUUGGUACGGUGAUUGGCACGAGUGAUCCUUUCCUCAUUACGACGAGGAAAAAAGUUCCAAGAGGAACGAAUGGUGGUGUAUCAUGGACAGGUCUGGUAUGUUCUGUCGUUGGUGGUUUAGUAGUUGGACUUUUUUAUUAUAUUAUGGUAUUAAAUACCGUUGACACAGCUGUACUGCAAUUAGCAGCACCACAAUGGCCCAUCAUAAUCGUCGCAGCAUUCGGAGGUCUCUUUGGCAGCAUUUUAGAUUCUAUUCUUGGUGCGACUUUACAAUAUUCAGUAUGUUCUCUUCAGCGACGAAGACUCAUUUCAUAACAAUGGACAACUUAACAGGCAUAACUAUCAUUAUUGGUCCAUAUACAAUCCUCACUGGACUCAAUAUGUUGAUAAUCAACAUCGUUGAAGUUUAAACACUUGGUGCGGAAUUGUAAAUAGAUAUUUGAUUGGUCUAUACUUUUUUGAUAACCGCUUAAAAAUCUUAUCUUUCUUUCUUGCAGAAUAAAUUGCCUGAGCUUUUAGAAGAGGUUGAUCUUGCUACUCAAUAAAAAAUAUGAUGGCAGCAAGAUGAUACGCCAUCUCAUUCUCAUCGUAUUGUGACGGAAUACCUUAAUAACAUCUUUCUGAAAGAUAAAUAGAGAGAUAUGGAUAUAUUCGAUGGCCUCCAUGGUCUCCUGAUUUAAUUUCAUGUGAUUUUUUUUGUGGCGCUACAUAAAAAAUAUUGUUUACAAAAUUCCGACAUCUGCAGAAAAUAUGAAAAAUCGAAUAAUAACUAAUGUUUGUCAUAGCAUUCUUCAAAUAUUUUAAUUUCAACAGUAAAAAAUUUUGAGAAACGAUUGAGACUGUCUGCAAGAAAAUGAAGCUCCAUUUGAACAUCUUAUCAACAGCUAAAGACAUCGAAUUGAUUUUGCCUUAGUUGGCCGGAUCAGUCCCGAUAUUGCCUUAAUCGGCCGGAUCAGUGAUCGAUUUUGCCGGAUCAGUGAUCAGUCUUGCCUUAACAAGUACUUAACGAAAAAUAACUUUAUUAUAGUGUUUUGGGAAGUUCUCGAGAUAAACUACAAGAAUAUGUAAUAAAAAAUAAAUUUCCAUUUAAAAAAAACA
Acromyrmex echinatior (Panamanian leafcutter ant) is the source of this 1861-nucleotide messenger RNA. RefSeq names its product transmembrane protein 19. The record is from RefSeq and is a predicted model, not a curated record. Gene Ontology annotation, cellular component: membrane. NCBI's taxonomy places the organism in Eukaryota, Metazoa, Arthropoda, Insecta, Hymenoptera, Formicidae.